CGACAGUAUAGAAGUCCGGAUCCUUCUUUACGUUUAAAUUGAAGCACAGUAUUGCGGUUAAUCCGCGGAAUUGUCCAUAAAAUUUAUUGCUCAUAGUCAUCGUUUAAUUAAAUAGUGCAGUGUUUGUAAAAUUUAAAUUGUGCAAAGUGUCUGUGGUGUCGUUAAGUGUUCAGUGCUAUUGUAAAGUGUUGGGAAUUGCUGAUGCUGAUAACUUCCAAGUUCCUGAGCAAAAUCAUCUGGCAUCGUCUGGUGGGAAAUAGCAGUUAAGUGACGUUGUUUAGCUGCAAUACACCUGAAGCAAUUUAAAUCAAAUCUCCAAGUGUAUAAGGACACCCUUCUGCAUAUUACUUCCCCACCAAGGGUACUUUCACUUGUAAUUUAAAUAUGAUUUCAUCCAUUAAGAAGAGCAUUUGUAAUUCAGGCUACUUGUUGAUUCGUUUCGGUCAUAAAUAAACCCCAGGUGUUGAAAAAAAGUACAUAUAGUGGGGGCUGCAUUACCAACCAUCCGAUCAUCAGACAUCAGUUCAUCAGGACAACUCAGAUGGAGUUGAGAUGCUCACAGUGAACUUGCACGUGAGCGUGGUGACUAAAUAAAAUUAAAACCAAAAACAAAACUCAAGUAAAUAUCAGUGCCGGUUAACCUAAAAAUUGUUAUUUAAAUAAAAUAAUUUAUUUUCAAAAAUGUUCAGUCAUUAAGAGAUCGCAAGUUAGUGAAAUUUAUUAGUGUCGAGUAUUUUUAAAACUAUUAUUUUUAAAGUGCAUUUAUUUCAAUCAGUGGAUUACAAGUGCUGUUAAUUUAUCAAUCAGACUAUUAUUGGUUAAUUAAUUAAUCAAGUGAUUGAUAAAAAAAAACAAAAGUUUUUUUAUUUAUGAUGGCGUCGACAGGUGAAAAAUUUCAUGGCUCAGAUCUAUUAACAGUAACAAAUUUGAAUGAAAUCUGGGAUGAUUUUAGCAGUGGACUUGAUGCUAUUUACAAUCAAGAAACAAUGAACAGACAUCGUUUUAUGCAGUUGUAUUCCCAUGUCUACAAUUACUGUACCAGCAUUCAAGAAGACGGUAAGAGAAAAGUUAAAUCUGAAAAUAAUGCUACCUCUGGAACUAGAUUGUACGAAAAACUGCGUAAUUAUUUGAUAAAUUAUGUUACUAGUAAACUAAAACACGGUCAGAAUUUAAUGGGAGAGGAUAUUUUAUUUUUUUACACCCGCCAAUGGGAAGAGUAUAGAUUUAGCAGCCAAGUAUUCAAUGGAAUAUGCGCGUACUUGAAUCGCCACUGGGUUCGCAGAGAGUGCGAGGAAGGAAAAAAAUAUACUUACACAAUUUUCCAUCUCUGUCUCAUCACCUGGCGGAAUAUUUUAUUCCGGCACCUCAGUGACCCGAUAAUGAAUGCCAUGCUCGCGUUGAUUGAGCGCGAGCGCAAUGGAGAGAUGAUCAACACGCGGUUGAUAACUGUGGUAGUAAACAGUUACGUGGAUAUGGGCAUCUAUGAAGAUAGUCCUGGCGCUCAGGAGGUAACCCUGGAAGUCUACAAGAAUUCGUUUGAAAAAAAAUUUCUCCAAGACACUGAACGUUACUACACCCAAGAGAGUGCCGAUUUUUUGAGGCAGAAUCCUGUUACUGAGUAUACGAAGAAAGUUGAGCAGAGGCUAGCUGAAGAAAAGAAGAGGGUCCUGCUGUAUUUGCACAAGUCGACUGAAGAAAUAUUGACGAAAACCUGCGAGCGGGUGCUGAUUGAAAAGCACUUGGAUAUUUUGGUGAACGAGUUUAAAAAUUUGCUCGAACGUGAGAAGGAUGAAGAUCUUGGCAGGAUGUAUUCCUUGAUAGCCAGAGUUCCUCAUGGUCUUGAUGACCUGCGCGACGCACUAGAGAGUCAUGUUUGCCGUGUGGGAGUAGAGGCUAUUGCUAAAUGCAGUGACACUGCACUCACUGAUCCGAAGAUUUACAUCCACACGAUAUUGGAUGUCCACCAAAAAUAUUCUCCGCUUAUUUCAAAGAGAUUUGACGGCGACAUUGGAUUCGUUGCUGCGCUUGAUAAAGCUUGCGGUAAAUUUAUUAAUGAUAAUGCAGUAACACAGGCGGCGAAAAGCAGCAGCAAAUCACCGGAAUUGCUGGCUAAAUAUUGCGAUGCUUUGCUGAAAAAGACCAGCAAAAAUGUUGACGAGGCUGACAUGGAGGAUGCGUUGGUUCGAGUUGUCACUGUGUUUAAUUAUAUCGAAGACAAAGACGUUUUCCAGAAGUUUUACUCGAGAUUGUUGGCCAAGCGGUUGGUCAAUCAGAUGUCAGCGAGUGAUGAUGCGGAGGCUUCCAUGAUAUCUAAGAUGAAAGCAGCUUCCGGUUAUGAAUACACUUCGAAAUUGCAGAGAAUGUUUCUGGAUAUUGAAGUGUCUAAAGAUUUGAAUGAAUCGUUUAAGAAACAUCUUGCUAAGUCUUGUAAUGAAAAAUUGGAUAUUGAUUUUAGUAUUUAUGUUUUGUCAUCUGGUUCUUGGCCGUUCCAACAGUCGUCUACUUUUACAUUACCUAGUGAGUUUGAACGAGCGGUAAACAGAUUCACGGGUUUCUAUACUUCUCAACACACUGGGAGAAAACUCAAUUGGCUGUACAAUUUAUCCAAGGGAGAGAUUCAGACGAAUUGUUUCAAAAAUCGUUAUACUUUUCAAGCUUCUACGUUUCAAAUGGCGGUACUUUUGCAAUUCAAUACCGCGACAUCAUUUACUAUCCAACAAUUAAACGAUGCAACCCAAAUAAAAAUGGAUUUGCUGUUCCAAAUUAUUGGAAUAUUAUUAAAAGUUAAAUUACUGAUUGCUCCUGGUGGCGAAAGCGAGGCUGAGCUUGAAGAAUCGACGAGGGUUGAACUUUUCACUGGCUACAAAAACAAAAAAUUGCGAGUUAAUAUCAACGUGCCCAUGAAAGCAGAAGUUAAGACUGAACAGGAAACGACACACAAACACAUUGAAGAAGAUCGUAAGAUACUUAUCCAGGCAUCGAUUGUACGGAUCAUGAAGAUGCGUAAAACAUUCCAGCACCAGCAACUUAUUGGAGAAGUGUUGAUUCAGUUGAAUUCGCGUUUCAAGGCUCGAGUACCGAUGAUCAAGAAGUGUAUUGAUAUUUUGAUUGAAAAAGGAUAUUUGGAACGCGCUGAUGGAAAAAGGGACACAUAUAAUUAUCUAGCGUAGUUUAUUUAAUAAAACAGUAACUUUUCUAUGCAGAAAAAAAUAUUUUCUGGUGCAAAAAAUAUUUUGCGUUAGGAAUUGAAGAUAAAAAAUUUCCAAGGACUAGAAAAAAUUUUUUCUCGCCCCAAGAAAAUAUUUUUGGGGGAGUGAGCAUUUUUUGUGCAGGGAAAUCUUUUUUUCUGUGUAAGACAUCACCAUUAUUAUUAAAAAAGUAUAUAAAUAUAUAAAAAAAAAUAUUUUGCUAUUUAUAGAUAUUUUUUUAACAUUAAUAAUUAAUAAAGUGUUUGAAAAAACAGUGAUACUAAUUAAUAAUGAUAAUAAAUGUUAAGUAUUUUGUAACUUGCUUUGUAAUUUAAUUAUUUUUUUAUAUUUAAAUAAUUCAAUACCUAAUUUUUUUUUUAGUAAACAAAUAGUCGUCAGUAUUUAUAACAUCAUUAAUUAUCAUUAUUUUUUUUUUUAUUACAAGUAAAAUAAAAUCAUAGUAUCUGUUCAAAGUAAAU
Messenger RNA from Microplitis demolitor, 3667 nucleotides. Its product is annotated as cullin-1-like. Gene Ontology annotation, cellular component: SCF ubiquitin ligase complex. Gene Ontology annotation, molecular function: ubiquitin protein ligase binding. Gene Ontology annotation, biological process: protein ubiquitination; SCF-dependent proteasomal ubiquitin-dependent protein catabolic process. The record is from RefSeq and is a predicted model, not a curated record. The coding region runs from base 870 to 3170 and encodes 766 amino acids. NCBI's taxonomy places the organism in Eukaryota, Metazoa, Arthropoda, Insecta, Hymenoptera, Braconidae. The transcript is spliced from 2 exons.